Molecule: messenger RNA, 2272 nt
Organism: Egretta garzetta (little egret)
Lineage: Eukaryota; Metazoa; Chordata; Aves; Pelecaniformes; Ardeidae
Product: fibrinogen-like protein 1-like protein
Exons: 3
Coding region: 1444-2196 (250 amino acids)
Source: RefSeq, a predicted model, not a curated record
AACACUGUUUGUGUCUGUUCGGAGCAGCCCAGUGGAGCCUGCUGGACACAGGGGUGAUUUCCUCUCCAGGACCCGUGGGGACCGUGUUCCCUCUGCAUCUGGCAGCCCUGAGGUCCCAGUGGUGCCUCACCAGCAGCAGCCCUGGCACAGGCACCCCAGCACACCCCUGGGCAUCUCAGUGUUCAGUGCCGGUGCCAUGGGAGCCCCCAGGUCACCCGCUUCCCCUGCCCCAAAGAAAGGGGACAUGGCCCCUCUUCACGGGGUCCUUCUUCCCAGGACAGCUUGGGCCCUCCUCACCCCAUAGACUUAGGAGUGCUGCUUUUAUGAUUCUCCUAAACCAAAUGAAGCUGCAGAUGAGGGUUCCAACCUCCAACCAAGCAUGCAGGGAUGAGAUCUAAGGGUGCAGAUGGAAGUUGAUCCAGGGAUCCCUUGCCUUGGAGAGCUCUGGAUGCCGCUGUCCACCCAGACCUGCAAGUUACGCUGUCUGAUGUGGGCUCCUGCAGUAUGGAAAGUUUGGUGGAAGCCUCAGCUUGGCACUGGCUUGCCAUAAGCACCAGGUUUAAAGCUGUGCCAUGAAGAAGACAUCUGGUAAGUAGGCCACUGAAACCAACACAGGAGAAGAAAGUAGAAGGGCCACAAUCUUAUCCUCUUAAAAUUGCCUUGACAAAGAGAUGAAACUGUCUGCACCUUCUGGCACCAAGAACAGCCCUCCCAAACAACCUGUCCUGAGAGCUUUUUGCUCCUGUAGAGAAAGCAACCCUGGUUGACAUUGCUGGGGCUGGAGCGGGGGAUCUGCAGGGUCGCACCAGGCCAAAGACAGGGAUUGGGAAGGAGAAUGGCAAAGGGACCCAUAGGCAACUGUUUGUUACAUGGAGCCCUUGCCCUCUCCUCAUAGCAUGCAGGUUGGGGUGCCAGGGGACACUGUAUACAGUGACUUCUGGGUGCUGGACACUGGUCCCAGCUUAGUGACUUAAAUCAUUGAUCCUGAAACCUGGCAGUGGAGAGUUAGCAAGCAGGCACGUCACUUGAGAACCUGUCCUCAUCUUUCCAAGGUCUAUCUCCUCCUUUGCUGGUUUCUGUGUGUAUGUCCUUAAAAAGCUGGGUCUCUCCACUUCAGUUUGAUCAAGGCUCCCCAGAAUUUGCUUCAAGCAGGCAAUUCAUGUGUAGUGUUUGUGUGUCUGAGAGAGUCAAUAAUUGAGAAGGGAAUUAUUUUGCACUUCUCUGUCUGGAAGGGCAUGACUCCGUCCUCAGGGGGUUUAGUUGUGUUGUCAUGGGAUCUGAAAACUGCUUGAGCCACGGUCUGCAAGUGCCUCCUUGUGCCUCUACAAAUACCAGAAGUGAACACAAGUGGGUGUGUGCAGUGCCUAUAAAGUCACCGUGGAAAGCUCGGCAUGGGAGGGUGCACCACUGGGUUCCUGCUCUCCACUCAGCCGUGCUGUUGUGAUGGGGCUCCAGGCUGGGACACGUCGGCUCCGCUGGGACCUUGUCCUCCUGCCCAUGUCGAUGCUUCUCCUCUGUGCAAGUGCUGGCCCAGCAGUACCCCCUGUCAGCCCCCGGAGUGGGUUCCCCGCAGACUGCAACCAUCUCCGCAAGACCAGCCCCAGUGGGGUGUACGUCAUCCAGCCAGCAGGGUCACCCCCACGGGUAGUGUGGUGCGACAUGGACACCGAAGGCAAGGGCUGGACUGUUGUCCAGAGAAACUCUCAUGACACAGAGAUCACAUGGAAGCAAUCCUGGACCACCUACAAGUACGGCUUCGGGAAUGUGCAGGGUGAUCACUGGCUGGGGACCGAGUACCUGCACCUCCUGACACAGCAGGGCACCUACAAGGUCCGCUUCGUCGUGCGGAAUAAAGCCAAUGUCACCCAUUACGCCGAGUACGACAUCUUCAGGGUGGAGAGUGAGGCCAGUGGGUACCCGCUGAGGCUGGGCCGGUUCUCUGGCGAUGGGGACGACUAUCUGACCGACUACCACCCCAAGAAGGGGGGCAUACACGACAACAUGAAGUUCAGCACAACCGACAAGGACCAGGACCAGUACAGUGGGAACUGCGCCAGCAGCUACGGGGGCUGGUGGUACGACAGGUGCCAGAAUGUCCUGCUCAAUGCCAAAAAACACAUCCUUUGGCCAGGAUUCUGUGAUAAUGGCGACUGCGCAUCAUCCCUCAUCCUGGUCAAACCCACAGACGUGUGCUGACCAUGCCGCAGCACCCAGCCCCCCCCCAGUUUGUGGGAGUGCCACCGUCCCCAGCUCAGUGCCCCGACCCUGUGCC